AUGAGACCGUACUCCAAAGUCAUCAUCUGGUUUCUAACUGUGAUGAUGAAGCAAGGUUACAUUGGUGAAUUUGAAAUCAUUUAUGAUCACAGAGCUGGGAAAAUUGUUGUGAACCCCUUCGGCAGGUUAAACAAAUGUAGAAUGAUCAAACCCAGAUUUGAUAUACAACUCAAAGAUCUAGAAAAACGACAGAACAGUCUACUCCCCUCCCACCACUUUGGUUUCAUUGUACUGACAACCCCAGCUGCCAUCAUGGACCAUGAAGAAGCAAGAUGA
Lontra canadensis (Northern American river otter) is the source of this 276-nucleotide messenger RNA. Its product is annotated as 40S ribosomal protein S15a-like. Gene Ontology annotation, molecular function: structural constituent of ribosome. The transcript has a single exon. NCBI's taxonomy places the organism in Eukaryota, Metazoa, Chordata, Mammalia, Carnivora, Mustelidae. Gene Ontology annotation, cellular component: ribosome; cytosolic small ribosomal subunit. The record is from RefSeq and is a predicted model, not a curated record. The coding region runs from base 1 to 276 and encodes 91 amino acids. Gene Ontology annotation, biological process: translation.